This is a messenger RNA of Vicia villosa (hairy vetch), 776 nucleotides long. RefSeq lists its product as uncharacterized. The transcript has 6 exons. The coding region runs from base 82 to 600 and encodes 172 amino acids. NCBI's taxonomy places the organism in Eukaryota, Viridiplantae, Streptophyta, Magnoliopsida, Fabales, Fabaceae. The record is from RefSeq and is a predicted model, not a curated record.
UGCAAAACGGCAUUGAGUACUUCUUCUCAUUUACAAAUUGGCAUUGAAAGAAAAAAAAAACACAGUGGACACAACAAAAACAUGGCUGAUGAUGCAAGAGAAGAAGAAGAAGAACAGAAAAUGAUAAGAAUGGAAGGAGUAGCAUCAAUUGCAUUGCUUCCAAAUGGUUCAAUUUCAGGACACUUCAUUCAUCUUCCUCAUUCCACUUGUUAUGGUCUUCAUGGCACUGAAUUGGAAUGUGAAAGGGAAUGCAGUAAGGGUGAGGACUAUCGCCUCGUCAAACUCACAAUCACAGAUUUCAAUACGAAGAAAGAACAAACCACUGUUGUAGAAUGCAAAGGCCACGAUGCUGCUCGGUUCCACAGCAUUGAUCAUGCUCAUGGUUGGGAUAAAGAGAUCACGGGUAUGGUUGAAAAAAACGACGGAAAGAAAAGAAUCACAGUUUCUUUCGAAUGUGAGACACUGAAAGCUGAGAAUGCAGCUGAAGACCACAUCAGGCAGUUCAUGCCGAAACUAACUGGAAUGGAUGCUGUUGUUAACAUUGGAAAGAUGACGAUAUUUGGGUUGGACUUUGGAGCCGAAGACGAAGAAACUGAGUAGAAAGUUUGAUAUUGUAAUUAGUUAGUAUCCAAUUAGGCUAGUGAGAGAAAAACUAAAUUGCAUGAAUUUAAAUUCUGCAGAAAACUAUUUUGUAGAUUGGCAGGAACUUCUGGAUUUGUGGCAGGUAGGAAAUCAAAUUGUCUGAUCAAAUAUAAGGAGGCUCUUUCACAUGUUAA